Messenger RNA from Hydatigera taeniaeformis, 597 nucleotides. The record is from the annotation of a GenBank genome assembly. Lineage: Eukaryota; Metazoa; Platyhelminthes; Cestoda; Cyclophyllidea; Taeniidae.
CUUAUUGGCCUCGCCAUUGUCGGAUUGGGGAUCUAUCUCCUGGUCUCGGGAUACGUUAGCAGCGCUUCUGGGGAAUUAAGUAUCCUGGCUUAUCCAUGCAUUGGAUUAACAAUCUUGGGGAUCGUUCCGGUGUUCCUCGCAGUAUGUGGUUGCUGGGGUGCACUUCGAUACAACAGAUGCUGUCUUGGAAUGUAUUUCACAUUCCUUUUGUUCGUUUUUGCUGCCGAAGUCGCUACUGGCAUCGCUGGUGUCAUUUUUAAAGACGAGGUGCGAACAUACAUUCUCAUGUAUCUGAAAAAAGCUGUUGAGGACUACCAACCUACUGAAAAAUUAACUUCCCUAGAUCUUGUGCAAGCCACUUUCCAUUGUUGUGGUUAUACGGGUCCAAGUGACUACGGCCAUAAACCAAUCCCUAAAUCCUGCUGCGGAUACACUGAAUGUGUCGUUUCUACCUUUCCAGUAAGUCAAUUGUUUACAAGCUUUAACGUCGAGCUACGUACCAUCGGAUGGGCAGAAAUCGUGAAAUCCGUUUUUCGAUUUGUGAAGCGCAAUUUUCUAUACACUUUGGUUUUCUUGUUUAUAAGAAAUUGCUUUUGA